This is a messenger RNA of Actinia tenebrosa (Australian red waratah sea anemone), 1034 nucleotides long. RefSeq lists its product as uncharacterized. Gene Ontology annotation, molecular function: RNA binding. Lineage: Eukaryota; Metazoa; Cnidaria; Anthozoa; Actiniaria; Actiniidae. The record is from RefSeq and is a predicted model, not a curated record.
AUAGUCGAGUCCAUAUAGUUGAUGUUUCUGCAUUGACAUCAAAGCGAAAAUGAGUAGAUCACGUGACUUUUCAGUGUGAUAAUAUAGUUGGUCGAGGCGCGCAAAGCAUGCUAGUGAAACAUCCUCCUUUACAUGACACCACAGAAACCUAGCUUGGGCUACCUGUGGCCUUUGCUAUCCCAAAAUCCAACGGAGCCAUGUUUUCAAAUCAUACCAUGAUAAAAUGACAGAAGUUAUUGAAGAGAAAAACAAAAUAUUUGUCAAAAAUAUACCUUUAGGAACCACAAAGGAAGACAUUGUCAGGUUGUUUAGCAACAUUGGUGGUGUAUGUGAUAUUGUAUUACCUAAACCCAAGUCUGGCUAUGCCACUACUUAUGGGUUUGUAACAUUUAUGGAUGAAAAAGAUGUCUCAAAAGCUAUUUCACAGUACAACAAUUUUGAWCUCUGCAACAGUGAAGGCAAAAGAAGUGUAUUAGCUAUUGUACAAGCAUAUCAAAAAGUUUCAAAGCUAUCAUCAAAACAUGCAGCAUCAUCCUCUUUGUGGUCACUUGACAGCCAUGAUUCUGAAAAGGCUUCAGUAGAGAGCAAUGAAAGCUCAGAGUCAAAAACUUCAGAAAUGGAACAGGAAUGGGCCAAGGAAAGAAUUACCUUAUUACAGAUUAUAGAUGAAAAUGAUAAGAAAAUUAAAGAACUCGAAAAGAAAAAUUCUGAAGAAAAUGAAGAUGAGUUACUUAAUGAGAAGGAAAAGGAGGUAUUGGAAGAACUGGAAAGAUUACCUAAAAAGAUUGAAACCUUAAAAGACGAAAUAGAAGUUCUUAAGCUGAAAGUCAAACUGAAGGAACUCGAAAAAGAACAGCACCAGAUACUAGGCCAAUGAUCCAAGACUUCAAAUACCACGGCAAAUGCUGCAGUAGCGUCAGGGAAGGAAGAAUAAAGAAUUCRCAGCAAGAGUUUCAAUGGUUUUUAGACACUUUUGUUGUCAUGUUAUAGUUGGUUAUUAUAGGUAAACAAAGAGAGUAAAUUAUCUACCAGUG